GGUAGUAGGACUUGCCACUGAGACUGGAGGUUACAAUGAACACUUACACUUGUGUUGACACCUCACGCAGCCAGAUGACUUGGUCAUUUAUUUCCUAGGCUGAAGACCUCUGUCUAUUUCUGAACCACUUCAGUGUUUUAAGCAGGUCAGGAACUUGGAUAGAAAAUAACAAUGAACAGAAGUCAUAGACCAAGAAGCUUUUCAAAGCAAUUCCUUUCUUACAAUGUCUUAUGGCAAACACACGGUAAAUGACAGACCAGGCCCCGAUGAACUCGGUCUGAGAUCCUGACCCUGGCCACGCAAUGCAGGGUUCUGGUCACACACAGCCGCUUGCAGGGUAAGGGCCCAACUUACGACAAGACACACCAGAGAAAGUCAAAAGCAAUCGAGCAGGCGUAGCAAACAAUGUGAGGGAAUGAGGUGAUGGAACAACAGAUAAGGUGACCGAAGGAUGCAUAGCCGAUGAAUGUGCACUGUAGAUGGGUCUGAGUCUUACAAGAUCAAAUACAUUUUGAGAUGCAAACAAAUGCACAAAAUACUCUGUGCGAUCCCCACAGUCCAUUAAUGAGCCAUUAGCAGUUGUCACCACCAGUGGCUUCAUGACACACAAGUAGGCCUUGAGGAGAAGGAGGCCUGGGGUGGCAGUUCUGAGGGCUAGUUGGGACAGGAACUCUCUGCACCGGGGAAGCAUGGGACAAGUGGACAGACAGGCCGACAAGGUCGGCAUCGUCGGCAGAGUGGAAGCAGUAGGCUCAGACAAAAAGAAGCGCAGGUAAGGAGCCGAGCCAUGAAAGAUAUUAACAGUGAGAACAAGAUGUUUAAUCGACUGCAGGGAAGCAGGGUGACGGGGUCAUAGCUACAAGGUCAGAAGACAAUCCCAGCCGUCAGACAGGAGGGAGGGGCUUGACCUGGCUGUCGGGGAGGCCUGGAAAGGAGGUUGCAGGAUCGAGGCCAGAGAUGACGAGGGCUCAGAGAGUUUUUAUGGUCCUUGGUGCCUUCAAAAUAUGUAGCUUUUGGUGCAGGGCUCAAUCAUCUGCAGGGCAGAGUACUCUCAAAACUCUGGGCCCAGGGCAUUCACUCGCACCAACACCCCUGAUGGAGGGAGCAAAGGUCACGGAUCUCCCCAGUGGCUGCACUGCCAGGACUUCCAAAGGGAGCAGCUACACCGCGGCUUUACGGAUGGAUGGGCAGCAGAAACGUAUUAGCCCUGGCUGUGUUACAUCUCUGCCAUGAGCAAUGCAAAUGGGUGGGACAAUGCUGGCCUGCCCACUGCCCCCUUUGCCCCCCCCCACUGCCUGCCUCUACCCCAGCCAGCUCCUUGGACCCAUGUCACAGAUGCAGUUACCAGCUCAAGGCAUCGGUGCCCGUGUCACUCUGGUGGUACGGCUUGCAGCCCUUUCACUGCCCUUUGCUGCCCUAGAGUGUUGCUGCCGCCGAAGCGCCCCCUUGUGGCCAGGGAUGCCUCUGCAGUGUCUUGCCUCUAGCAGCCCCUUAUGGGCCCCUUAAGCACUCCAGAGAGUCUUGUACCCAAAGCCGCCGGGUCUCAGCCCUGUGGCUCCUUUGCUUGCCCUCCUGCUCCUUCCUCCCUCUCAGCCAGCCACACACCUGCCGCAUCCUGCUGCCUCUUAUAUUAAAUCAGCUGCAUCCACUCAGGUGAGGCUCCUCUUGUACUCCAGCCUGGCUUAGCCCAGACUCCAGAACCCAGGCUAGCCGCCCUGUUACAUGCCCACAGAGGAGACGCUCAGGUGUGCACCUGUGUGUGGUUUCACAGGCUGGGCUCACACCUUGCUAAAUUCCGGCACCAGCCACAAGCCUUGGGGGAGCUGAAGGGAAUGAAACUGCUGGCUGCCUGCUUCAUGUACCUGCUGCUCACCUGUCUGGCCCUGCCCAAAGCCGAAUGCCGAAUCCACGAGCGAUCCAUGGAAAUCAGGAACCCUGAUAUCGACCCUUCCUGGUACACGGGGCGUGGGAUCAGACCCGUGGGACGGUUUGGCCGGAGGAGAGCUGUCGUGGAGAGCUCCCAGAAGUCGGGCUAUGGACACAGGCAAGCUUGCUUCCCUCUAGAAGAAAGCAGUGAAUCCCUUCAAGAUGAAUGAAAUGGCCAAGACAAAGAAUGAAUUUGAAUGAUGAUAAGAAAAGACCCUUCUCCUCUCUCCCUUCCACAUCCCAGCCUCUCUUCUAGGCACAUGAAAAUGUUUGGUCUCAUUUCAAUGUACAGUAUCUUUGUGGCUAUAAAUGAUAGAAACCAAAGAGCAGUUGAUAACUCCACUAUUUUUGCAGACAA
Molecule: messenger RNA, 2284 nt
Organism: Mauremys reevesii (Reeves's turtle)
Lineage: Eukaryota; Metazoa; Chordata; Testudines; Geoemydidae
Product: prolactin-releasing peptide-like
Exons: 3
Coding region: 1833-2096 (87 amino acids)
Biological process (GO): response to peptide hormone; feeding behavior; G protein-coupled receptor signaling pathway
Molecular function (GO): neuropeptide hormone activity; prolactin-releasing peptide receptor binding
Source: RefSeq, a predicted model, not a curated record